Messenger RNA from Phyllotreta striolata, 1580 nucleotides. The record is from the annotation of a GenBank genome assembly. Lineage: Eukaryota; Metazoa; Arthropoda; Insecta; Coleoptera; Chrysomelidae.
CUCGAAUUAGUUUCGACAUGCAGGUAUUGUAUGGAAUCUUGUUGAUUUGCGGUUUCACCGCAACCGCCCUAGCAAAGCCUCCAAAACCAGAUUACUGCGAUGGGCGCCAUGAAGUUCUCAACGAAUGCGCCUCCUCCUGUACGGCUGAACCAUCCUGCAACGAUGUUUUCCCACAACCAACUGGCAUUUGCAACAAAAUGUGUGUCAGAAGAUGUGAGUGCGACGUGGAUAAUGGUUACGUAAGAAAUUUCGCCACCGGUAAAUGUGUACGGAUAGACAAGUGCCCGGCAAAUGAUUACUGCGAUGGGCGCCAUGAGGUUCUCAAUGAAUGCGCCUCCUCCUGCAUAGCUGAGCCGUCCUGCCUCGAUCCUUAUCCACAACCAGUUGGCGUUUGCAACCUAAUGUGCAUCAAAAGAUGCGAGUGCGACGUGGACAAUGGUUACGUGAGGGACUUAGACACCGGUAGAUGCAUACGAAAGGAUAAAUGCCCUGCAACUUGUAAUUGCGGUUUUGGAGAGGUGUUUAACGAAUGCGCUUCGAGCUGCUUAGCGGAACCAACGUGUCAAGAUCCGACUCCCGAUCAGGAAGGCUUAUGCACUUACCAGUGCGUACAAAGAUGCGAAUGCGAUGCUUCAAAGGGCUACAUAAGGGACAAAGACACUGACAGAUGCGUUUUGAGAAACGAUUGCCCCGUGCCUUGUGCAGAUACUUGCGGUUUUGGAGAGGUGUUUAACGAUUGCGCUUCGAACUGCUUAGCGGAACCAACGUGUCAAGAUCCGACUCCCGAUCACGAAGGGAUAUGCACUUACCAAUGCGUACAAAGAUGCGAAUGCGAUGCUUCAAAGGGCUACAUAAGGGACAGAGACACCGGCAGAUGCGUUUUGAGAAACGAUUGCCCGGUGCCUUGUGCAGAUACUUGCGGUUUUGGAGAGGUGUUUAACGAUUGCGCUUCGAACUGCUUAGCGGAACCAACGUGUCAAGAUCCGACUCCCGAUCACGAAGGGAUAUGCACUUACCAAUGCGUACAAAGAUGCGAAUGCGAUGCUUCAAAGGGCUACAUAAGGGACAGAGACACUGGCAUAUGCGUUUUGAGAAACGAUUGCCCCGUGCCUUGUGCAGAUACUUGCGGUUUUGGAGAGGUGUUUAACGAUUGCGCUUCGAACUGCUUAGCGGAACCAACGUGUCAAGAUCCGACUCCCGAUCAGGAAGGCUUUUGCACUUACCAAUGCGUACAAAGAUGCGAAUGCGAUGCUUCAAAGGGCUACAUAAGGGACAGAGACACUGGCAUAUGCGUUUUGAGAAACGAUUGCCCGGUGCCUUGUGCAGGUGAAUGCCCGGACAACGAGCAUAUAGGUUGCGAGACCUGCUGCCCGGAGUCAGUGGAAACGUGCCAGAACAGGAACCCGAAGCCUUGCAAAAAGAUGUGCACUACCAUUUGCAAGUGGGGUUGUCAAUGCGACGAGGGUUACAUCAGAGACGAGAUUUCCAAUCGAUGCGUUCGACCCUACCAAUGUCCGAAUUAUUUCCUUCACCACUUUUAGUUUGAUGUGGAAAUAAUAAAUGUACUUGAUUGAUGAAAA